Molecule: messenger RNA, 1005 nt
Organism: Schizosaccharomyces octosporus yFS286
Lineage: Eukaryota; Fungi; Ascomycota; Schizosaccharomycetes; Schizosaccharomycetales; Schizosaccharomycetaceae
Exons: 1
Coding region: 1-1005 (334 amino acids)
Source: RefSeq, a predicted model, not a curated record
AUGAAGCUUCAUUCUGCUUUGUUUUCUGGCGCGGUUGGAACAUCGAGGUUUUAUCGGUCAGAACUGCCAACGCUUUAUAAAAGGCUUAUUUUGGAUGCUCGAGCAUUGGGACAACAACCUGAAAAGGGUCUUUGGUUCCAUGUGAAAACAUACUAUCCGGUUAGCUAUGCGGAGGAUAUGUUGACUGGAAGUCUUCCGAGACGUUUUUUCAAACUUCAAGCGUUUCCGUAUUAUAACGAAAAAAUAAGGUCAAAGGAAUGGUUCGUACGUGCCUAUAUUCAACCCGGAUUACCUAUCCCUACAUCUCCUCCUGGCUUUCCUCCUAAUGAAGCCCAAGAGGAAGCUAACCAAGAUUCGCAAACGCCUCUAAAAAGCUACUUUUCCAGCGACGAGAAUUCUGAACCAACAACAUUUGUGAAACGAGUCAUUCCAGCUCGUGCUCCUUUGGAAGUUUCAGAGGAUUUUUCUGGAAUCGGUUCUUGGUAUCUUGCGGAUAGCCAACAAGUACAGGAUUUUGAAAAACAGAAAGCUCUUUUGACUCAGUUUCGAAUGAGAGCCUAUCCGAAGUCACUUCUUUUGCAGUACGUUCCUAACGAAGUUUCGAGCGAAGAUCUUUAUAAGUAUCUGCGACGACAAGGUCCCAUAGAUGGAGUCAUACAACUGAACAAGGAAGCGUUACCAGCGUCACCAAAAUCUUUUGAGAGCAAGGAAUUAUUGCGUUUGACACCCACAAACGAUUGGCUUAUUAUUACACCCAAACCCAAUUUAUUUUUACGUCUCCUACAUAGAAAUUCAUGGGAUUCAAUAAAAAGACUUGCACCUCUCUCACAAAAAUCUCCUGAAGAGCGACUGAAAACAAGAGGAAUAUCGGGAGCACCGUUUCAAGAUUCUUCUGGUUCAGCAAAUCAUAACUCACUAUUACUAUUUGCAAGCAAUUUCUUCAAUACUAAAGUUGAAAAUGCAAAACUUUCUUCAAAACUACCACGAAAGAAAAAUAAUGCUUAA